Molecule: messenger RNA, 1041 nt
Organism: Grosmannia clavigera kw1407
Lineage: Eukaryota; Fungi; Ascomycota; Sordariomycetes; Ophiostomatales; Ophiostomataceae
Exons: 1
Coding region: 1-1041 (346 amino acids)
Source: RefSeq, a predicted model, not a curated record
AUGUCCGAUCCUCCUUGUUAUGCCGCUGCCGGCCGUCGCCUCGAUCCUCGCUUCCUCCCCUGUGGCAAUCCGGCCCUUGCUCUCCAGGCCUGCUGCUGGCAAGGCGACACCUGUCUUGUCCACGGCGCCUGUUUCGGUGUCCACGACGGCAGCUACAUCACCUAUCUGGCCGGCUGCACGGAUGCCGACUAUGGCGCCCUCGCCUGUCCGCCCAAGGGCUCGGAUGCCCUUGCUGACGCCGACGCCUGGGUCGGUCUGGCCUACUGCAACGGUUCCUCUGACCAGUGGCAGGCCUGUCGUCAGCCGGGCCGUCCAACCGUCUUGGCUGCUGCCGGGCCUUGUGUCUGUCCGUCUGCCAAGACCGAUCGCACAGUUGGUGUCGCUGCCGGGCCCACGCUGCCGGCCACGGCCAGCCUGCCGCUGCUUGGUAGCGGGACCAUCUCGUGGGUGCCUCCGUACGGCCAGGGGUCGACGAGCGUGUCGGCUCUGUCUCGGUCAGGACCUAUGUCUGCGUUUGUGUCAGCACCAACGGCCGGCUCCGCCAGCUCGACCUCGACCUCCAACCCCUCAUCCACCACCUCCCACCCCCAUACACAGCUCAUCCUCGGCACCUGUGUCGGCAUCGGCGGCUCCCUGCUGACCAUCGCCGUCUUGCUCGCCAUCCUGGCCGUCCGACAGUGGCGACGUCGGCUCCCAGCGCCCCGACAAACCCUCACUGACAAGACUCUCCCGCCACUGCACCCUUCGUAUCAUCCCGAGCCGGUCUCGCCCUUGACCGUGUCCGAACUCGAGCCGUGUCCGGCUCGGCCGUGGUCCCUCCGCUCCGAGCUCGAGGACAGCAGCGUCCACAGCCAGGUGCGCAGCAGCAUCGGCACCGCCAUGUGGACGCGCAGCACACUCGCACCCGCUUCGAUGGCGCUCACGAUCGCCACGACAGCCAUGACACCGGCACGAGAGUGCAGGGACACCGGCAGCAGCACCGAGACGGCAGACACCACAUUGGGACCACAGGCGUACCAAGGGCUGGCCGAGCUGGAAUAA